Messenger RNA from Pelagomonas calceolata, 3141 nucleotides. Lineage: Eukaryota; Pelagophyceae; Pelagomonadales; Pelagomonadaceae. The record is from the annotation of a GenBank genome assembly.
AUGCUUAACCAACACAUGGGCGGCAGUGCCUGGCGGCUGCUCAUUUGCGCCGCCUGCCAGGCUGCCGCGGUGACGUGCCCGGCAAAUGAGGGCUCGGAGGCAUGUCGUCUGGUGCCGCCCGCGGCCGGCUACACGCGUCAUGGCAUAACUCUAGACGCGCUCCGGUCGUCGGACUGCGUCGUGGUGACAACGACGAUGCGCCACCCCGGCAGGGGCAUCGAGAUCGCCGCGCAGCUCGCGCGCGCGACGCCCGUCGUCGCCCCAGAUGCCUGCUGCGCGCGCUUUGUGCCUCUGACGUUCUGCCGCGAAGAGGCUCGCUUACUCGAUGCGAACGGCACGUGCAACGUCUCCACGGCGCGCAACACCGGCAAGGAGGCGAUGGGACUGCUGAUCGCGUUCUCGGACGAGGUCCUACGACCGGCGCUGGCGCGGGCGUGCGGCGUCCUCAGCGUCCCCGAGACGGCAAUGGACCGCGUGGGCCGCGACCGCGAGCGCCGGGCGACGCGGAUCGCGCGGACCUUGAGAAGCGGCGUCGCCGUCGGGCCCUACUGGAGCGGCGGGGCGUUCCGCCAGCAUGGUCAAUUCCACUGGAGGCCGCCGCUCACGUACAAGGCGUGGACGCUCGACCCGGCGUCGCCGGCCACCCUGGGAGAGUGGGGCCGCGCGGUCCUGCCGCCGGACGCCGUGGCGCGGGCCGCCCGGGGCAACUGGAGCACCGAGUGGUCCAAAGGCGUCUUCUUCGUCAACGCGACGGCCGCGCGCCGCUACGCGGCCCCGACCUACGUCCGCUUCAUGCGGGAGCUCGCUUUUCCGCACCCGGCCGCGGGCCACUUCCUGGAGCGUCUCUGGCGGGCCCUCUACGGGGCCGAGAGCGCGGCGGCGGCGCGCGUCGCCGAGGAUCGACCCGUCAUCGGCGCCUCCCGCGCGCUCGGAGCGGGCACUGACUGGUGGGCGAACCUGUCGACGCCGGCGGCCGCGCGCUACCAGUACGGCGGCGAUCACGCCAGCGCCUGCGCGGACGCGCGCGCGCGGCAGCGCGCGUGGCGCAGUGCGUACGAGCACGCGGGGUGGGUCGCCGACGCGCCGGACCUCGGCGUGUGCGAGCCGCGCGGCGCGCCGUGCGUCGAGGAUAGCCUCUCUGGCUGCUGCGACCGCGGGCCGGUCCCCGGGCCGGCGCCGCCGCGGGCAGGUUCCUUCGUCGCGGUGUCGCUCGCGUCGUCCGAGGCGCCCUGCGCAGUGCGGCAGAGCGUGGUCGACGUGCUCGCCGUCGCGGUGCCGGCGACGCUGGUCGUCAUCCACGUCGGCUGCUACUCGCCGGCGUCGCCCGCGGACCGCGUGGCGCUCGCCGACGCGUUCCCCGGUCGCGCCGUCCUGAACCCCGCCUGCGUGCCGACGCUCCGCGCCUACGGCAGCAUUCUCCACGCGCACCUCCGCAACGUCAAGUUUUUGGCGGCGCUCUACGGGUCGAGCGGUCCGUCCCACGUGAUCCUCGCGGCGGCGAACCUCGCGUGGCGCGCGCGGGGCUUCGAGGCGUUCGCGGUGCGAACGGGGGCGUCGGCGCUCGCCGCCCCUGCCUUCCGGCGCCUCGACCGGAACCGGACGUUCGACGCCGCCGACGGCGACUGGGCGCGCCUCAACCGGACGCGGGCCGGGGACGGCGUGCUCGUGCAGAAGCACGAGGGCGCGUUCUAUCCCUUUGCCGUGCUCGAGCGGAUGGUCGCGUUCCUCGAGGCCGCGGGCCCCCUCGGGCGCCUGAACGCGCGGACGUGCCUCGGCUGCGCCGCGCUGCCCGGGCUCUGCGUCGAGGAGCUCUACCCGGCGAACCUCUACCGCCUCCUGACGGGCGCCGGUGGCGCGCCGUGCGCCGCCGACGACGCGUGCCGCCCCUGGGACGGCACGCUCGCCGCGCGCGCGGACCACCUCCGCCCGGGCGACCUCGGCGCGACGAAGUUCGCCGUCAAGGACUGGCGUCACCGCGGCUGCGACGGGGCGCCCGAACCGGACGCCGCAGGCCCCGCGGCCCCGCCGCCGGUGUCAGCGUUCGACUGCGCGUCCGACGACGACUGCGACGCGGCGCGGCGUGAGCGUUGCGUCGGCCGGGGCGAAGGCCCGGGCGCGGCGUGGCCGGGGCAGUGCGUCGUCGAGGCCCCGCCGGCGCCCUGGGCCUUCACGUGCGCCUACGCCUACCCGGCGGUCGGAGGCGCCGUCGCGGGCGCGCCCGUGGUGCCCGACGGCGCGCCGUGCCUGACGCUCGUCGUCGACGCCGCGCCGCCGCGCGUCGCCGCCGCGCCGGCGGUCGCAGUCCUCGUGGUCGGGCUUGCGGAGGGCCUCGACCGGCCCCAAGUUUACGAGAGGAUGCGGAGCUGCUUCCUCCGGAACUUGGGGCGCCACGACGUCUUCGUGAACCUCGAGCUCGCCGCGGACCCCAAGACGCUCAUGGCGGACGCGCGCUGGAACCACGCGGGCCGCGCCGUCGGCGCGCGGGACGUGGCGCCGGCGCUCGCGGCGCUGCGGCCGCGCCUCGUGACGCUCGGCGAGCCGCGCAUCGAGGGCUUCGCGGACGGCGGCAACGCGUGGAACCGAAGCGACUGGUACUCGGGCACGCGGCACGACACGCACUGCGGCGGCCGGGCGUGGAAGGUGGACCUCCACUACGGCGCGGGCCGCGCGGUCCGUAUCUACGACCGGUACCGCCGGGCCAUGCUCCUGGUCAACGCCGCCGAGCGCGCGGACGGGCGCCGCUACGACUGGGUCGCCAAGCUGCGACCGGACCUCUUCUUCGCCGCACCCGUCGGCUUCGCGGACGUCUUCGGGGACGCGGGCGCCAACGUCGCGGUCCGCUGGGCGUGGUUCAACGCGGUGUCGCGCGACGCCGCGACGGCGGGUUUCGUGGACGGCGCGCUCACCUACUGGCGCUGCGCCGGCGUCGAGGGCCUGCCUGGCCACACGACCGUCAAGGACGAAACGUGGCUCGCCGAGUCGCUCCGGCGCGGCGGCGCGCCGAUCAGGCACGGCGGCGCGGAGCUUCGGGCCGCGAUCUGCCUGCUCCGCGCGACGCCCGAUGACGACUCGCUCUGCGCCGCCCGCCGCCGCGCGAAUUCUUCGGCGAUAUCCGCGUGCCCCGCAAACACGCGCUCGUAG